AUGUCUAGUAUCAAAGAAGUAGUAGUAAACGAACUCCAUAAGCCAGCUAGAAAAAAUUUUAGAAGAAGACACGUUUUAGUUAGAGGAUUAAAUGAUUUAAUUCAAGCAGACUUGGUGGAAAUGAUACCUUAUGCAAAGGUUAACAAGGGUUACCGAUACAUUCUCAUCGUUAUAAACGUAUUUAGCAAGUUUGUGUGGGCGGAACCUGUUAAACGCAAAACCGCAAUAGAAGUGAGUAAUGCUAUGGCUAAGAUCUUAUCCCAGAUGAAGUACAUGCCACAUAAUUGUCAGACAGAUUUAGGCAAGGAGUUUUACAAUAAAGAAUUUAAGAACUUGAUGACGCAAUUCAAAAUUAAUCAUUACAGCACGUACUCAAAUUUAAAAGCUAGUGUUGUGGAAAGGGAUUCUGGAGACGAGGACGAGGGCGGAAAUGAAGAUAAUUUGAGCAGGCGUCAGUUACUGGCAGAUGCAGAAUUACGAACUGCUAGGGGAAUUACACUGGAAGAGGAAAUUUUCAUGGAUGAAACGCAAUCGCAAGAAUCUGAAGAAGAGUUGUUCGAAGAUGGUGCUCCUCUAAUCAAUGAUAUAAAUGUGUCACCAGCUCACAUAGCAUAUCCUAAAGUUUCUGACCCUCGAGAUUGGAUUUCAGGAGAUUUCACCUACAACGAAAAAUCAUUCCCUGAAGCAGAUUAUUCAUCAUUUCAAAACAAAUCGAUUGUUGAUUUCUUUGAAAUGUUUCUGGACGAAGAAAUAAUAUUAUAUCUGGUAGAAGAAACAAAUAAGUAUGCUCUCUUCAAAAACCAACCCGAUCCAGGUGUGUCACCAGAUGAAAUGAAAUGUUUCAUUGCCAUAUUGAUUCUUAGCGGUUACAAUGAUCUACCUAGCAAGCGGAUGUAUUGGGAACAAAGUCUUGACACCAGAAACGCACUGGUAUAUAAUUCGAUGAGGCGCAACAGAUUCGAGCAAAUUUUGAGGUUUCUGCAUUUAGCUCCCAACGAAAAUAUGGAUCAAGGUGAUAAGCUCUGGAAAAUAAGACCGUUCGUAAAGAAAAUAAAAGAGAAGUGCAGAAAAUAUUUUGUUCCUGAAAAAGACUUAGCUUUCGACGAAAGUAUGGUCAAGUACUAUGGUAAACACAGCUGUAAGCAGUUUCUGAGAGCCAAACCCAUACUAUUUGGGUAUAAGGUCUGGUGCCUAAAUACCAUAAUGGGCUACUUGAUAGAUUUCGAAAUAUAUCAAGGAAAAUCUGUAACUCCUGAUGUUGAUAUUGAAAGAAACUUCGUAAAAGCGGCAGCACCAUUGGUUAAAAUGAUAGAAGAACUACCCAAUAAUCUGAAACCUUUGCAAUUUUCUUUUUACUUCGACAAUUUAUUCACCACUUUUAGUUUAUUAACCUACUUACGUUUGAAAGGUUAUGGAGGUACGGGGACUAUUAGGGAAAACCGUUUACCCAAGAGCUGUCCCUUAUCGGAUAAAAAGCUACUUGGAAAAAAAGGAUAG
This is a messenger RNA of Anoplophora glabripennis (Asian longhorned beetle), 1497 nucleotides long. RefSeq names its product piggyBac transposable element-derived protein 3-like. The record is from RefSeq and is a predicted model, not a curated record. Gene Ontology annotation, molecular function: sequence-specific DNA binding. The transcript has 2 exons. Gene Ontology annotation, biological process: DNA integration. Lineage: Eukaryota; Metazoa; Arthropoda; Insecta; Coleoptera; Cerambycidae. The coding region runs from base 1 to 1497 and encodes 498 amino acids.